AUGCAGGUUCACUGGGAUAAAUAUAAAUCGGAGAGAAAUAAAGUUAACUCGGAAAUGAAAAGGGCCAAAACUGUCUAUUAUCAAACAAGAAUUAAGGAAUUUUCCCUAGCUAAAGACAUGAAAAAAACAUGGUCACUGAUAAACACCCUAUUGGGCAAAGGAGGGAAAUCAUCUAACAUUGCAGAAAUUAAUAUUAAUGAUAUAAUAUAUAAUGAUCGCAAACAAAUAGCUGAACACUUAAACGACUAUUUUGUUAAUAUUGGCCCAACACUCGCUGCUGAAUGUGAACGUCUUUCGGAUUAUGAAGACAUGCAUUGUAAUUCAACUGGUGUAAAUUCAAAAUUCUAUUUCCAUACAAUUACUGAAUCCAAUAUUCUAAAAAACCUGAAAAAUCUAAAAGUAUCCAAGGCUACCGGGGCUGAUGGAAUACCAGCCAAAAUGCUGAAAUAA
Messenger RNA from Paramuricea clavata, 450 nucleotides. The record is from the annotation of a GenBank genome assembly. NCBI's taxonomy places the organism in Eukaryota, Metazoa, Cnidaria, Anthozoa, Malacalcyonacea, Plexauridae.